CACUAACAAAGACUGCAGCGGUGCGGCUUGGUGUCUCAUCAGAAAUAUUUCAUCAACCAUAUUGGUGGCAAAUAUGUCUAUCAGAAGCAAUUUCUUUAGACUGUUAAAGAACCAAGUCGGAACCUCCAACAACACGCAAAAUAGGUGGACGCAUUCUGUUGCUGUUAUAGGAGCUCCAUUCUCCAAAGGCCAGAAAAAGAGAGGUGUGGAGCAUGGACCAGCUGCUAUAAGAAAUGCAGGCCUUUUGGAAAGACUCUCUAAAAUAGGAUGUGGCGUAUAUGAUUUUGGAGAUUUGAACUUUCCCCAAGUUCCUAAUGACAUACUUUACAAUAACAAUGUGAAACAUCCUCGUACGGUGGGACUUGCUUGUCGGGUGUUGGCUGAUGCAGUAAGCAGGGCAAUUGGUGCUGGACAUACCUGUAUAACCCUGGGAGGAGAUCACAGUUUGGCACUGGGGUCAAUCAGCGGCCAUGCUCAACACUGUCCAGACUUGUGUGUAAUAUGGGUGGAUGCCCAUGCAGAUAUCAACACCCCAUUGACAAGCAAAUCAGGAAACCUUCAUGGCCAACCUGUAUCAUUUCUACUCAGGGAGCUGCAGGAUAAGGUCCCACUAAUUCCUGGAUUCUCUUGGACGAAACCAUGCCUUUCUAGGUCUGACAUCAUUUACAUUGGUUUACGGGAUCUUGAUCCAGCAGAGCAGUUUAUUUUGAAGAACUAUGAUAUUACAUAUUAUUCAAUGAGACACAUUGAUUGCAUGGGAAUACAUAAAGUUAUGGAGAGGACAUUUGAUCAGCUACUAAGCAGGAGACAGAGACCUCUUCAUUUAAGCUUUGACAUUGAUGCAUUUGACCCAUCCCUUGCUCCAGCAACAGGAACUCCAGUUAUGGGAGGAUUAACUUAUCGAGAAGGUAUAUACAUCACAGAGGAAAUCCAUAACACUGGGAUGCUGUCAGCCAUUGAUCUUGUAGAAGUGAAUCCAAUUCUUGGGGCCACAUCUGAUGAAGUCAAAGCAACCGCCAGCCUAGCAGUAGAUGUAAUAACCUCAUGUCUUGGCAAAACAAGAGAAAGCGGUCACACAAUUAUAGGUGAACUACCAACACCCAACACAACAUAUGAAAUAGACAACGAAGAGCAAGUGCGGAUUUAGUUAUGUUACUGUUACCAGCACUGUGCAUUCCUGGACUAUAAUAUAGCACUUAAGUAUUUAAUAAUGGACCUUUUUUAGUAUCCAUGUUAUAUUGACCAAUUAUUGCCAAUAACAUGAUAAUACUAAGAACACAAUGUGUUUAAGGUAUCAUUUAUCGUGUAACUGUAAAAGAACAGUAUGGUUUUAUAUUUAUUGCUUUGAGAAAAGGUGCUCCUCCAUUCAGUUUCCACUGAGUAGUGCAUGGUUUGGUUUGUGGCAGCCCAAUAUAAUUAUGUUGCGUUGUGUUCCUUACCUGUUCCUCUAGUCCAGAUCUUUCAUUGUUUGGCUCCUAGUAAAUUAUUAAAGACCCAGAAGGGCUGGUUGACCCCUCUUGAUUAGUUAUUUAAAUCGCUAUAUAAAUAAAAGAAUAAUAAUAAAUUGGUGAAAAGUCAAUUCAUGGGAGAUGGUGUCUAAAAUAUCCCACCAUUAAAAAAAAAAAAAAAAAGCAUAUUCAAAUCCCUUAAUAUUCUACUACUAUAGCUCAUGUUAUACACAUUAUUUUAUUUGACUGGGGAAAGAAUUGUGCUUGACUGGGCAUUUAAUUCCUGAAAAUAUGUUAUAGUAAGUACACCAUAUUCAUAUUAUGUUGCUCCAUAAUAUAAACAGAUCUUUGUUUAGAGACAUAAUAUUUGUCAAUUACACUUUCAACCUAACUAGCCAAGUAUAAGCAAAUCUGUGAAGACACACAUUCUAAAAUCUGAGAAGCAGAAUUCAAUCUAUUAGAUAUAUGAGGGUAUUUUGUCUUGCAUUGUCAAUCAAGGCCAAUGAUGGGUAUAAUUAAGUAGAUAAACAUAAGCCUGGAUUUUUUUUUUUUAUUAAGGGUCCUAGGGUUGAUGCUUAAUAUGGAAAUUAUAAAAAAAGAAUAUGGGCUUGACACGAGAAGAGCAUAAUUUAGAUAAAUUAAAAUUGGAUGGGACAUAGGUAAAAAGGAGACUGCCUUUAAGACCAUCCCUUUUGUCUCCAACAACACUCCUAAAUAUAUGGCAUUUAAGGGACAUGACUAGUCUGCUUGUUGGAAAAAAAACAGCCAUGUGUAUCACUGUAAUAAUUUUUCUCAUACUCAUGCACGAGAAAAUGCAGUGUAUAUAAGGCCAUAAAAUGUACACUGUUUUUAAGUGGGAUCUUGUUUGUGAUAAAUAUGUAUUGGUCACUUCCACUAUGGCUUUCUUAAACAUAUCAUUUCUAUUUUAAUUUUGUUUUUAAUAGCAUGUAAAGUUUGAUUGUGAUAUGACAAUAUGUAUAUGUAUCAACUAUAUUUUAAACUUUAGUCUUGUUAUAUUAUGAUCAAUAAACCAAUGUAUUAUUCAUUGUUUCAA
Spea bombifrons (plains spadefoot toad) is the source of this 2502-nucleotide messenger RNA. It is a transcript of the gene ARG2, whose product is annotated as arginase 2. The coding region runs from base 74 to 1147 and encodes 357 amino acids. Gene Ontology annotation, molecular function: arginase activity; manganese ion binding. The transcript is spliced from 8 exons. The record is from RefSeq and is a predicted model, not a curated record. Lineage: Eukaryota; Metazoa; Chordata; Amphibia; Anura; Pelobatidae. Gene Ontology annotation, cellular component: mitochondrion; cytoplasm.